Messenger RNA from Fusarium redolens, 1010 nucleotides. RefSeq lists its product as uncharacterized. Bases 79 to 576 code for a protein of 165 amino acids. The record is from RefSeq and is a predicted model, not a curated record. NCBI's taxonomy places the organism in Eukaryota, Fungi, Ascomycota, Sordariomycetes, Hypocreales, Nectriaceae. The transcript is spliced from 5 exons.
CAAACCUCGAAAGACUGAUAAUUCCACCUUGCUAGGCACCGCCAUAUCCCCAAGCCGCGCAAUUCACUUGUUUUCGCGAUGCAUUCAGCACUUCGAAAACGCAAAGUCUCGCGAGUGAUAAGAGUUUCAGGCGCGACGAAAUGUAGGAUCGGCAAAAAAUGGUUGGACGGCAAACGCAAGGAAACUCGAUACGUCACAAAGGAGAUCAAAAAGCAAUCAAUUAGUAACAAAACUUCUUAUGCCAAGCAUAAGCGGCCAGAAGCAGUCACCAACAAGGCAAGACAUAUAUCGAUAAAAGAAGAGACUCGAAGUAAACCACCUAAGCAAGUACAACAAGGCAAGUUGUCGGCAACAGCAAACAAGUUCAACCUCCCGGCCCUACCUUCGGGAUCGUGGGAGGAUAAGAUCGAAAAAAUUAGUCUCUGUGAGGGUAAGGUCGAUAGCCGUGGGUGUCCGGUCGUUUACACAAUUUGGAAGGACGAAAGAAAGGCCAAGUUUGACUGGCACACCAUAUGCAAGAAGUGCCCGAAGAAGUUGGGUCAUUUUAUGAACGACCUACUCGACGAUUCUAGUUAGGAAAGAGGCCCGUUCCUGGAUCGGUCAUGCUUACAAAAACGCGUAACGGGGCCCGUCCCAGCGCGAUGGUCCUUCUUCUUUUUCCUCUUUGCGUUUUCUUCAUUUGCCUUGCCUUUACUUUUUGCUCGUUCUGUUAUAAUACCACGAUAGCCUUGCGCCACGAGUGGAGUUCAUAUCGCUCUAGUUAGUUCCGUUUUUUGAAUCAGUUUCUGUACGUCUGAUUGCGAGUCCUGCUGCUCUGAUUUUCAUAUGGGGUAAAGAAAGCAUCAUGCGGACGGACAAAGACUUUUCGUUAUUUCAUGAACUCCCAGCCCAGUUAGUGGAUAGGAUAUUCUCUGGUACUUCACGAGACGACAUUACCACGGGAUGUAAUAAGCCAUAUUACUAUGUACAACCAAAUUACAAGUCAUAUUACAAACUUGGCGAAUAUAUAC